Molecule: messenger RNA, 2761 nt
Organism: Cygnus atratus (black swan)
Lineage: Eukaryota; Metazoa; Chordata; Aves; Anseriformes; Anatidae
Product: FYVE, RhoGEF and PH domain-containing protein 4-like
Exons: 1
Coding region: 1-2682 (893 amino acids)
Biological process (GO): filopodium assembly; cytoskeleton organization
Cellular component (GO): cytoplasm
Molecular function (GO): zinc ion binding; guanyl-nucleotide exchange factor activity
Source: RefSeq, a predicted model, not a curated record
AUGAGCGGAGCCGAGGGCAUUAACUUCAGGCGGACGGCCAUCCGCAGGAAAUCCACCCCGGGCUUCGCCGCCGUCUCCAGCGGAGCAGCGCGCACCUGCCCCGCCGGCCCCCCGCGGGGGGAGGCCGCCCGGGGGCCGCCGGCAGGCAGCAGCAUCUGUCCAAAGUCCUUAAUACCGUCUAGAUCUUGUCCAGUGAGUGCCACAGCCAGGCUAGUUGAGCAGAAUGCACGCAAUGAAGCGGCUCAGGGAUUAAAUGGAAGUGUGCCAGUCAAACAGUCCCCACGUUCAGCUUCAAAUCCAAAGCCACAAGUGCCUCCAAAGCCAAUUCAUCUGCAGAAGGUAUCACCUGUUACAUACCAAACCCCUAGGCAUAAAGCUUUAUCAAGUCAGAAGCCAAGAAUGGAGGAAGAUACACCUACCCCUGUUCCUAGUGUCACAAAGGAAAAGUCCAGUAAAGUGUCAGAUCUCAUCCAUCGUUUUGAAGGAGGCAGCCCAUUCAGUCCUAGUGAUUUGAAGAAAGAUUCCUCUGUUCUCAACAUCUCUAAAUCUCAAGGAAGAUAUGGAUCAACACCAUCACCUCAGCCAAAAUUCCCCUCCCAACAACUGCUACAAAAACAGGGAAACAGUAAUACCAACAAAACUCAGGUUGCACAGACACACACAGCCAAUGGUGUACUAGCACAAGACCAGAUGGAACGUGAGGACAGAAGGAUACCUGACCAUGGCUCUGCUGUGUCCACCCCAGUUCCAGAUAAUUCAAUCAACAGCAGCUUAAUAAAUGGCGAAAGAGUAAGUACGUCCAGAGAGUCAUUAGAAACUACAACUUCCUGUGAAGGACAGAUACUUAACAGCUGCUACAGGACUCCAAGCAGUGAUACACUGCUCCCGUCUGACAAUGAAACUCUAGAAAUUAAUACUAACAUGGAGGAAGAACCAAAUGAGGAAAUCAGCAAACAAGAUCAACCUAUAGAAACAAAGGAGACAGAUGAACAGAAACGUCACAAAAUUGCGAGUGAACUUCUGCAAACAGAAAAAGCCUAUGUUAGCCGACUUGACCUCCUAGAUCGGGUAUUUUACUCCAGACUCCUUGAAGAAGCCAACAGAGGUUCCUUUCCAGCUGAAGUGAUUAACAAAAUAUUUUCUAAUAUAUCAUCAAUAAAUGCAUUCCACAGUAAAUUCUUACUUCCAGAACUUGAGAAAAGAAUGCAAGAAUGGACUGAUACCCCCAGAAUUGGAGACAUUCUGCAGAAGUUAGCUCCUUUCCUCAAGAUGUAUGGAGAGUAUGUGAAGAAUUUUGAUAAUGCAAUGGAAUUGGUAAAAACAUGGACUGAACGGUCACCUCAAUUCAAAUUAAUUAUUCAAGAAAUUCAGAAGGAAAAAGUGUGUGGAAAUUUGACAUUACAACAUCACAUGCUAGAACCAGUGCAACGCAUUCCACGCUAUGAGAUGCUUCUAAAGGACUACCUAAGGAAAUUGCCUCAGGACUCCCUAGACUGGAAAGAUACUGAAAAAUCUCUGGAAAUUAUAUCCACUGCAGCAAGUCACUCAAACAGUGCAAUAAGGAAAAUGGAAAAUCUAAAGAAAUUGUUAGAGAUAUAUGAGAUGCUGGGAGAAGAGGAAGACAUUGUGAACCCUUCCAAUGAACUGAUAAAAGAAGGACAGAUCCUUAAACUCGCUGCUCGCAAUACAUCUGCUCAAGAACGGCACCUUUUCCUAUUUAACAAUAUGUUGCUCUACUGCGUCCCCAAAUUCAGCUUGGUAGGAUCAAAGUUCUCAGUUCGAACCAGAGUUGGCAUAGAUGGUAUGAAGAUUAUAGAAACUCAUAAUGAAGAAUACCCACAUACUUUUCAAGUGUCUGGAAAAGAGCGAACACUGGAGUUGCAGGCCAGUUCUGAACAAGAUAAGGAAGAAUGGAUAAAGGCACUUCAGAAUACUAUAGAAGCUUUUCAGCAGCGGAAUGAAACUUUCAGAAGUGCUAUUGCUAAGGAAUAUGAAGACACGCCUGUAGAGGUUUCUAAUGCUGAGCUUGGGAAGAGAGCACCAAGGUGGAUCCGAGACAACGAAGUCACCAUGUGCAUGAAAUGCAAGGAGCCCUUCAAUGCACUGACGAGAAGGCGGCACCACUGUCGAGCAUGUGGACAUGUGGUUUGCUGGAAAUGUUCUGACUAUAAGGCACAUCUUGAGUAUGAUGGCAAUAAAUUGAACAAAGUUUGUAAGGACUGCUCUCAUGUUAUAAUUGGUUGUACAGAUAGCGAAGAAAAGAAGAAGAAAGGCAUCUUGGAGAUUGAAUCUGCUGAAGUCUCUGGAAAUAGUGUCAUAUGUAGCUUUCUUCAGUACAUGGAAAAAUCAAAGCCCUGGCAGAAAGCAUGGUGUGUUAUACCUAAACAGGAAGCUGUUGUGCUGUACAUGUAUGGUGCUCCACAGGAUGUUAAAGCUCUGGCUACAAUUCCACUUCUGGGCUAUGCAGUAGACGACACCCCAAAAAGUGCUGACCUCCCACACAGCUUCAAACUGACCCAGUCGAAGUCUGUGCACAGUUUUGCUGCAGACAAUGAGGAACUAAAACAGAAAUGGUUGAAAGUUAUCCACUUAGCUGUCAAAGGUGAGACAUUAGAAUGUCAAAAUGAACUGCAAGUAAGUUUAGAAGAACAACCUGAAUCUUCUAAAGUGUCGGAAUGCUGAAGCUCAAGAACACAUGCUGUUUUUAAAAGAUUUCAAUUGAAUUUGUGGUUAACCUUUUGGCUAACCUUCCUUUGCUCAA